ACGUUAAUAUUUUCCACUUACGGAGAUGUUCUCAACCUUGACUGUUCAUCCGAAUCAUCUGGAGAGAUUUUUGAACCUAUGCCCAAGAUCCACCUCAGAUCGAUUAAAUCAGCACAUAGCUCUAGGAAUGGGGCAGGGGCACGUUUUAAAAACUCUCCAGGUGAUGAUUACAGGUGCAGCUGGGGUUGGGAGCCAUGGUUAGAGAUGCUUAACCUUCUAAUAGUGGUGUGGACCCUUGGCGCCGACAGCCAACGUGGAAGUCCCCUUACUCCCACCCAACCUGCACCAGGGCCGCAGGUCUCAAAAUGUGGUCGUUGCACCAGCAGCAAUGGCCUCACCAGGGAACUUGUUAGAAAGGCCUUUUCGGGGGGUACAUGCCCUACUGCUGAACCGGAAACUCUGAGCUGGGGCCCAGCAACCUGUAUGAGAGCUUUCCAGGAGGUUCUGAUGCUCCUAACAUUUGGGGACCAUGUUUGGGGACCAGGAGCAGAGGUCCCACUGUCCAGAGGUGGCAUCUUGUUUGUUUCUGUGUUUUCACACUCGUGUGCACUGUGCUCGUGGCCAUCUGCGUUGGUUUUCAAGGAUUAUUUUGACUCUUGGGUGAUCCCCUUCCUCAGACUAAAGGUCACCUUCACCAGGUGUGAGAUACAACCGCGCCCUCAUUCCGCAGCUGGAGGUAGCUGCUCUGUGACAUCACAGCCCUGCCCCCACACCUAUCACAGUGCCACAGGUGUUUUAGGCUGGAGCAGCCCCACAACACUCAAAAGUACCAGGCGAGGGGCGUACCUGGAGCCCGAAUGGGUGAGUGGAAAGGCUACAUCAGUGCAGUGCUGCGAGACCAGCGCAUCGACGAUGUGGCCAUUGUGGGCCACUCGGACAACCGUUGCGUGUGGGCAUCGCGGCCUGGGGGCCUGCUGGCAGCCAUCUCACCGCAGGAGGUGGGCGUGCUCACCGGGCCUGACCGUUGCACCUUUCUGCAGGCGGGCCUGAGCGUGGCCGGCCGCCGCUGCUGCGUUAUCCGGGACCACCUGCAGGAGGAGGGUGAUGGUGUGCUGGACGCGCGCACCAAGGGGCUGGAUGGGCGCGCCCUCUGCGUGGGCCACACGCCGCGAGUGCUCCUCGUGCUCAUGGGCCGUCGGGGUGUGCACGGGGGCAUCCUCAACAAGACGACACAUGACCUGAUCAAGUGGCUGGGCACUCAGGGCACCUAGCAGUGCAGCCACGUUGGCAGUGGAACCACAAUAAAGGCAGACCUGGACACGGCCCACAUCCUCCCAUUGUGUGGGGGAAGGGGACAGGUUGCUGAGGGGGACACUGGCUUCCCGCAAGGUGCUUGCUGAAGGUUUACCUGGUAGGGUUGGGAUCCUGGGUCCAGAGGCUCCCCAGCCUCCCAUGCCCUGGACCUGGCCCUUCUGUGGGUGCCCUGCAGAGGCCCCUGACUGGCUCCCCAGGCCAGAGUCAGGGGUGGGGACCUCGAAGUCUUCCCAGGGUCCUAGGGACACUACAUCUGAGUAAGAGCCCUAGGGAGCAGCCUUCUCAAACCCUCUUGCUCAGGGCCGAACAUGCUUUCCCACAAAAUUUUCCCCACAUGCUUUGGAUGGAUGGAGUGGUUCUGUGUGGAAUGUGCAUAGGUCUGCAAAC
Phyllostomus hastatus (greater spear-nosed bat) is the source of this 1641-nucleotide messenger RNA. RefSeq names its product profilin 3 (gene PFN3). Gene Ontology annotation, biological process: regulation of actin filament polymerization; positive regulation of actin filament bundle assembly; actin cytoskeleton organization. Bases 798 to 1211 code for a protein of 137 amino acids. The transcript has a single exon. NCBI's taxonomy places the organism in Eukaryota, Metazoa, Chordata, Mammalia, Chiroptera, Phyllostomidae. Gene Ontology annotation, cellular component: cytoplasm. The record is from RefSeq and is a predicted model, not a curated record. Gene Ontology annotation, molecular function: actin binding.